Spodoptera frugiperda (fall armyworm) is the source of this 1356-nucleotide messenger RNA. RefSeq names its product malate dehydrogenase, mitochondrial (gene Mdh2). The record is from RefSeq and is a predicted model, not a curated record. NCBI's taxonomy places the organism in Eukaryota, Metazoa, Arthropoda, Insecta, Lepidoptera, Noctuidae. Gene Ontology annotation, biological process: tricarboxylic acid cycle; malate metabolic process. The coding region runs from base 98 to 1126 and encodes 342 amino acids. The transcript has 7 exons. Gene Ontology annotation, cellular component: cytoplasm; mitochondrion. Gene Ontology annotation, molecular function: L-malate dehydrogenase (NAD+) activity.
AAGUUACAUCACUAGUUAUCUCUAAAGGUCGGUAGGGUCAGGUAGACUAGCUAUUGUCUUCAUAAAUUAGUGGCUUUUACUAAAAACAGACGACAAAAUGUUCUCCCGUGCACUGAGACCCAUCGCCACUGUGGCAUUCCAGAAUGGAGCCAAGAACUUUUCCACCACCCCUGAGAUGCAAUUCAAAGUCAUGGUGGCUGGUGCUGCCGGCGGUAUCGGGCAGCCUCUGUCGCUGCUGCUGAAGAUGGACCCCCUGGUGAGCACGCUGGCUCUGUACGAUCUCGCGCCGAUCACCCCUGGCGUCGCCAGCGACCUCUCCCACAUGGACACCCCAGCCAAGGUCCUCGGCUACAAAGGUCCCGAUGAGCUACCAUCCGCCAUCGCAGACUCACAUGUGAUUGUCAUCCCCGCCGGAGUACCCCGCAAGCCAGGUAUGACCAGAGAUGACCUGUUCAAUGUAAACGCUGGUAUCGUCAGGGAUCUGACUCAGUGCAUCGCAGUACAUGCUCCCAAAGCUAUCAUCUGUAUCAUCACGAACCCCGUCAACUCCAUGGUGCCUAUUGCCUCCGAGGUUAUGAAGAAGAACGGAGUAUACGACCCCAACCGCAUCCUCGGUGUCACCACCCUGGAUAUCGUACGGUCGCGCUGCUUCGUCGGAGAAAUCAACGGCGUGGAUCCCCGCACCGUCAAGAUCCCCGUCAUCGGAGGCCACUCCGGAGUCACCAUCAUCCCCGUGCUGUCGCAAUGCAAGCCCGCCCCUCAGAUCCAGGAACAGAACAAGAUCGAAGUCCUUACCAAGAGGAUUCAGGAAGCCGGUACAGAGGUAGUGAAAGCUAAGGCUGGUGGUGGUUCUGCCACCCUGUCCAUGGGCUGGUCUGGUGCCAUAUUCACACACUCUGUGCUUAGAGGACUUAAGGGCGAAGAAAAUGUGGUCGAAUGCGCGUACGUGAAGUCAGAUCUGACUGAUGCGAAAUACUUUGCCAACCCAAUUUGCUUCGGAAAGAACGGAGUCGCUAAGAACCUCGGUUACGGCAAACUGAACGCAUACGAAGAGAAACUCCUGAAGAUUGCACUCCCUGAACUCAAGAAGAACAUCACCAAAGGAGAACAAUUCGUCAAGAAGUAAUGUCGAAAAGUAUUUUUACAAACUUACCCAAAGACUUGGGCGAAGAAUGGGAGUACUGUAAAUAUUGUGCUGUUGUGUGAUGUCGGUAUUAAAUAACUAUGGUAUGAUUUGACUGGGUUUUCUUUGGGCAAGUAAAACACCUAAAUUCUUAGUAAUCAAACUCCCGUAAUCAAAUUAAAUCAAAUCAAAUUGUAUUUAUUAAACUUUUAAAUAAAAAGUCUUGAAUUACA